Phyllotreta striolata is the source of this 3156-nucleotide messenger RNA. The record is from the annotation of a GenBank genome assembly. Lineage: Eukaryota; Metazoa; Arthropoda; Insecta; Coleoptera; Chrysomelidae.
AUGCCUCCGCUGGUGGAGCAAUCGCACCGUUAUCAGCAUCAGCCGAGGCACAUGGAACCAUCUCGCAAUGGAGACUCGGUUCAAGUGGAGCACCGGACGCACCACAAUCCCCAUUUGUCCCACCAGCCGCCCAGGCAACUCCUGCACCACAACCAAUUGGUGCCCUAUCUCCGUACGGCCCUCUACGACUACGAUGCCCAAGGCGACGACGAGCUGUCCCUGCGCAAGGGCCAGAUCGUCGAGGUCCUCUCCGAGGACGCCAAGAUAUCCGGCGACGAAGGCUGGUGGACCGGCAAAAUCGGCGAUAAGGUAGGGAUAUUCCCCUCGAACUUCGUGGCCCACCGUGAUCCGGAACAGGACUUCUCCGAUCACUACAACAACAUCAUCGCGGACAUCGAUCCGGUGAAAAUAGACUUCUCCGAAUUGGAAUUGGAGGAGGUGAUAGGCGUCGGUGGGUUCGGUAAGGUGUACAGGGGCGUGUGGAAGAUGCGCGAAGUGGCGGUGAAGGCGGCGCGUCGCGACGCCGACGCCGACGCCAGCGUUACGAUGGAGAACGUGAUCAAGGAGGCUAAGCUGUUUUGUUUGUUGUGCCACGAGAAUAUAGUGUCGUUGGAGGGCGUGUGCCUGCGCGAGCCGAACUUGUGCUUAGUGUUGGAGUAUUGUAGGGGCGGUUCGUUGAAUAGGAUCCUGUCCGGCAGGAAAAUUAGGCCUGACGUUUUGGUCGAUUGGGCCAUACAGAUCGCUCGGGGUAUGGAUUAUUUGCAUUGCAGGGCGCCGAUAUCGCUCAUUCAUAGGGACCUGAAGAGUUCAAACGUUCUCCUUCGAGAGACCAUCGAAAACGACGACAUUCAAUUCAAAACGUUGAAAAUCACGGAUUUCGGUCUGGCCAGAGAAGUGUACAAAACGACGAGAAUGUCCCAAGCCGGCACGUACGCCUGGAUGGCGCCCGAAGUCAUCAAAAACUCGACGUUCUCGAAAGCGAGCGACGUUUGGAGUUACGGCGUAUUAUUGUGGGAAUUACUAACGGGCGAGACUCCUUACAAAGGCAUCGAUACAUUAGCUGUAGCCUACGGUGUGGCGGUGAAUAAAUUAACAUUACCUAUACCUAGCACGUGCCCUCAACCGUGGAGGGACCUAAUGGAGAAAUGUUGGGAAUCCGAUCCUCAUCGAAGACCUACGUUUGAACAUAUUUUGGACGAUUUAGAUAAUAUAGUGCAUUCGUCUUUUACGCAAACGCCCCACGAAAGUUUUCACAUCAUGCAGGACGAUUGGAGACAGGAGAUCGAAGAGGUGCUAUUGGAACUUCGCAGGAAAGAAAAGGCUUGUAAAUCCUACGAAGAGGAAUUGCGAUGCAGAGAAGAGGAUCUCAACAGGGCGCAGUUGCAGCAACGUUUGCACGAAGAACAGCUCAGGCAAAAAGAGCAGGAAUUGCACGCCAGGGAAAUCGAUCUGCUCGAAAGGGAACUGCACUUUAUGAUUAAACAACAAACUCCUACGCCUAUCAAAAGGAAAGGAAAAUUCAAACGAUCGAGAUUGAAGAUAUUGAAGAAGGAGCCCGGUACGAAUAUCAGUUUUCCUUCGGAUUUUCGACAUACGAUUACCGUUCAACAUACCGUCGAUCACAAAGGUAUUAGCGGUAUUAUUUCGCCAAAUAGUCCGCCUGGAUCGCCGGCCAUACCUAGAUUAAGAGCCAUUGCGCUACCAGCCGACGGCGUGAAAGGCAAAACGUGGGGCCCCAGUACGCUGCAUCAGCGCGAACGCGGCCAAAUAAUGUCGAGGCCGAGCCCCAACAAGACGGCGUUGUGGUCGAAGAGCGCCCCGAAUUUGGACAAAACGAGAACGGUCGUCGGCGGUACGGCCGCACAGCCGACGAGCCAAAGGCCCCAACACGACAUAGAUUACACGCCGGCCGAGGAUUGGGGUCCCGAGUAUCCCAUACCUGGGAUCGUUCGACCUAACGUGCCCAUACCGACCCUCUACAGCGCAGACGGACAACGUAUGAAACCAAAGUUCAGUAUAGUCGAAUUAGUUUUGUACAAUAUAGCGGCCAUGUUGGCAGGAGUGGCGUCAGGAUACGACGUAAGGCUGUCCAACGUGUCGCCUUUGCACCCUAAAUUACAGCCUAAUAGGAUAGAAGUGAGCGAUUUACCGGCCUGGCGACCGAUCGAAAACCAAGACUACGAAUACUCGACGACGUCGGGCUACAACCACAACACCUACCACGGCCCCACCAAGCACUACAGACCCACACUCACCAACUCCCACCUCAUCAGCUCCGGCAAAACCGACGAACUGAUGAAACCGCUGCGCUUCACCGACUCGCCCCAGCACAAUCCCGCGCCCAAUCCGUCGCCGCGCCGCAAAUCCAGCUCGGACGGUUCCGAGCAGUACGGCGCCUUCGAGCGCAACGCCACCAUCUACAUACCCGGCGAAUACCAUCGAUGUCCGGCGCCGCCGGGCUGCCCGCGAUCCGACAACAUCUACGUCUACAACAACUACCAGGAGUCGUACCCGACGGGCUACGGAUCCGAGUGCAGCGGCACCACCACCUUGUACGGCUACGGCACCGACUACGCCUACGAGAACCCCAGCAGCGUCAGCGUGAGCAGCCACAGCGGCGCCAGGACGCCGCAGAAGAUGCACAAGCGCACCCCCUCCAACGUGUCCAACGCCAGUUCGAGCGGCUCGAACGUCAACCACAGCUUCAGGCUGGAGGAGGAGUACAGCUCGACGCACUACCUGCCGGCGCGACGCCAAUACGAGUACGAUUACGGCAACGCCGCUUAUCCGACGUUGCCGUACGCGAAACAGGGCGAAUCGAACUUCGAACGGCCCACCACGUUGGACACGACCGGUUGCGGUUACACGAAGCUGCGGUCGAGCUUGAAGCGAACGAAUUACCAGAACAGCCAAGGCCAUUCGGGCGGGAACACGCCGACGAAUCCGACGCCGCCCGACAGCCUGACCAGCGACGACAGUUCGUACGUUUCGGCGAAGGAGAGCGGCAACAGCGCCAGCCGGGUGAGGUUCUCGCCGACGACGCUGCUGGAUUUGCCGGCGCCCGGACAACAGCAGGAUCCGACGGUGCCGUUGCAGGCGAGAAGGAGCCGCCUGCGGCCCGCUCUCGUCGAAAUCGAUAAGGAAUUGUUGUCGUAA